Hemicordylus capensis (graceful crag lizard) is the source of this 7298-nucleotide messenger RNA. RefSeq names its product ORAI calcium release-activated calcium modulator 1 (gene ORAI1). Lineage: Eukaryota; Metazoa; Chordata; Lepidosauria; Squamata; Cordylidae. Gene Ontology annotation, molecular function: store-operated calcium channel activity. The transcript has 4 exons. Gene Ontology annotation, biological process: store-operated calcium entry. The record is from RefSeq and is a predicted model, not a curated record. Gene Ontology annotation, cellular component: membrane. The coding region runs from base 550 to 1212 and encodes 220 amino acids.
AGAGACAAAAUUUUAAAGUGGGCCCCUCGCUGAUACACACACACACACACACUUCACAAUAUAUAGUCACGUGACUUGCCUCUCUGGGGGGCCCCUCGAGGUGUGGGGGCCCCCAGGCAGCCGCCUCCCCUUGACUAAUAGUAGUUACGCCCCUGUUCCACAUUAAAAAACAACCACCAUCAGCUGUGUAGAAGACUUAAUUGGAUAAUGUCCCACAACUACAUUUCAUGGCCUGCGGCAGCAACCAACAACAUUUUGUCACCUCAAAGACACACCUAGAGCAGGCAAUAGUGAAACCGAAAUAGUGCAAGUUCAGCCGUCCGAGAUCCAAGUUCAAAUGUUUACUCGGUAAUGAAACAGAAGCAACUCUUAGCAACAUCUUUGACGACCACCUCACCCCGUUACGUCAUUACCACAUGGAAGGUACACAAACUCAGAAGACUCCACCGGUUAUGGCUUCUCAACAUGCAAACAUGAAGCAAAACAUCUGCACAACAUACACAAUGCCCAGGGCAGGAUCUGGAAGUCAAAAGUGCAACUAGGACCCUUAUGUUCAGCAGAGUUGGGUCUGAUCAGUACCUGAGUAGAAGUCCUUGGGACUUCCACAUAUGCUGCCUUGAACUCCAUCACAGAAUAAAGGUUGCUAUGGUAGAAGUCCAGUUGGAUGCUGAGCACGAUUACCCCCAAGGGCUCCUGAUCGCAUUUAGUGCCUGCACGACGGUCCUGGUAGCCGUUCACCUCUUUGCCCUCAUGGUAAGCACCUGCAUCCUCCCAAACAUCGAGGCAGUCAGUAACGUGCACAACCUCAACUCCGUGAAGGAGUCGCCCCACGAGCGCAUGCACCGACACAUUGAGCUGGCCUGGGCGUUCUCCACCGUCAUUGGGACUCUGCUCUUCUUGGCUGAGGUCGUCCUGCUCUGUUGGGUGAAGUUCCUGCCCCUGAAGAAGAAGUCCUCAGCCGGAGCCACCAAUACAAACGAUACCGUCGCCAUCACCCCAGGCGAAGCGGCAGCUAUCGCUUCGACCUCCAUCAUGGUUCCCUUCGGGCUGAUUUUCAUUGUGUUUGCCGUCCACUUCUAUCGGUCUUUGGUGAGCCACAAGACAGACCGCCAGUUCCAGGAACUGAACGAGCUGGCUGAGUUUGCCCGACUCCAAGAUCAGCUGGACCACAGAGGCGACACCCUGCCACCUCCCGGCAGCCAUUAUGCAUAAAGACGCACCAAUGGAAAGCAGAUGUUUCUGAUGUUGUUCUCUUUGACUCCCUCGUGCAUGGACUUGGCUGGAUUCCUGAUGGCUUGUUUGGAAAGAGAGAUUAGACGUGCUCUACCGUAACCUUUUAGUACUCUAAAAAAAACCCCAACCCAAACCAAUAUUUUAGACGAGUGAAAUCUGGAAGCGCCAAUGUUAGGCGGGGGAGUGCCUGUGUGUGUCUCUCGGUGUCCCUGCUCUGGUUGGUAUCGUGCAGGUUGUUUCAGGUGGAAGGGGGAAAUAUUAACAUCCUAUGUCAAAAGGGCAGGGUUGGGGAGGUUGUUUCGGGCACGUCGGGAAGUAUUCUGUUAACUGGCGUUGGAUAGGACAUAUUUUUGCUGGUCCGAUGCACGUUGCACAGUGUACUGUCCAGCAAUUUGCAUUUGUUUGAUGCUAAUCUUGGGUGACUUUUAAAGCCCUAAAGCAGGAGUAGGAGAUGGGUUCAGAGUGGUGUGCGUGACAUGAUUCCACAGAAGCACAAAACAGCUGCAGAGCUGGCAACAGGAUUCACCUUCUAGAGAAUCUGGACCACCUUCUUAAAAAGGCCAUGUUCAUAGUCCUUGUGUGUUUGAAGGUGCACUUAAAAGCAUCAGUGGCUUCUGAGAUCUUGGACACUAAAUGGAUGACUAAGAUUUGUUGUAUCAGAGGGAGAAGCUUUACAGCCCCUGCCCGAAUUCUUGAUCCUUCCCAUGGUUGGCAGGAUCAGAGUAAAUUUAUGCAAAAUGGAAGAAACCAAACAAAUGAGCUUAAUUGCAGGAUUUAUCCAGGGGUGCAGAAUCCAGCUUUCCUGAUGCAAAACUUGGAUUAUCCUGGCAAAGUUUGGUUUAUUGAAGGGCCUGCUGCCAAUAAAGAAAUCUUAGUGGAUUAAUGAGAUAGAUUUUAAUGGGUUGAUUAAAUCUUCAUACAUCUGGCAAAAACAACAGUUUUGAAGGAAAAGAAUGUUCAGAACCAAUUAAACUUUCGCAACCUCUGCAAAGGAAUCUGGGAAUUGUAGUCUUGUGAGGUGCUGAAAAAUCUCUUGCUGGAGAUACUCUGCCCUGUUCCCAGCCAGAACUACAGUUCCCAGGAUGCCUUGCUUGGGAGCCAUGAUGCUUAAAAUAGACUUGCGAAUUGGUUUCAUGUGUCUAGCAUACACAUACUCUUGUUUGUUUGAGUACAUCACACAAGUCCUCAGCUGCAGAACUGGGUCCCUGUUUUUGCUGGCUGGAUCACGUUUGUUGAAUGCUGUUUAAAGUGGGUGUUGGGCAGAAGAACGGAAUCUACUGGCAGAUUUCUAAGUGAUUUGCGGUGACUGGCAUUGUCCUAAUCUCAGCCACUGCAUUUUGCCUGUAAAAUAAGAGAGUUACUUGGUUACCUUUGACCAGGUCUUUGGGCAGCUCUGUUAGUGGGUCUGGUGUUAGAACUCUUAAUCUUUAGAUCAGGGCUUCCUAACUGUCCAGAGGCUGGACUGCAACUCCCAUGAUCCCUCUGGCUUGGAAAGCCACUCUUUUGCACGGAGUCUGGAGUUUGGUGGGUGGCUCUUGGGCAUUGUAAUCAAAAUGCAAAAAACAAAAAAGUGGUUCUUUCAAGUGGUUCUGUCGUCUGCUCUAGUUCAUGAGCCAGCUGGGUUGGUUGGUACCGUCUGGGGGUGGAAUGAAUGUUCAUUGAGCUUUUUGACAAGGUCUAUGCCCCUAGAGAUGGAAAAUAGGUGAUAGCAUUGCAGUACUUUCAGGUUUCAGAGUGCGGUGUGAUGCUCUUGUCAUCCUGACCAACAGGCUUGCAGCAGCCAAAUCUACAAUGCUGUUUUAAAAGCUUUUAGAAGUCUGAAAAACACAAAAACUGCUGUAAUAUUCUAUCAGUGUGAGGAACAGAAAUGAAAAUUGGCAGGACUGUCCUCCAAAGAUUACUCCACGGAGAGAGGACAGCCGUUUUGUUGGUUGUUACCCUAACCCUUUCCUCUCUCUGAACCAUGACUGCAGUUUUACCCUAAUGAUCUGGGGGUAGGGGUAAAGGAGGAGUGAUAACACAGCGAAAGUGGUAAAUGCAGCAAUGCCAUCACCUAUUUUCCAUCUCUAGGUGUUGCCAAAAAUCACUGUGGGCAUUCAUCUCCUGAGAUUAUACCGAUGGCCAAAAUUUGUGGGCCUGAUUACUCAGCCUGGUUUAAAGAAUUAAAAAAAAACACCCUCAUGUGCUUAAUGCUGUGUUUCUUGUUACCUGGAGAAAAUGCAAAAUCCGCCUUUGGCAUGUGUGUCCCUGAUCCACUGUUGAAUGUUAUCCGUCUUAGGCUUCAGGUCUGCAGUGGCCGUUUGGUAUUUCAAUUCCUGCUGGAAUCUGGGGCUAGUUUACUGCUGUUCUCACCUGGGAUGCUUGAAAUGGACAGCAUAGACAGUUCUGGAGGAGAGUAGAACAUCAGCUGUUCUCCUGGACACAAUUGGUAGGCAGUUACCUUUUUCCAAAUGGUGGUAUCUUCCAUGUUCCCUUAGCAACUGAGAAUGUAGGAUGGGUCCUCUUUUCCCCUGCCCUUGUUUCUCCCAACACUUGGGAGCCAAAAGGAACAGUUAUUUAAUCCACACCAAGAGAAAUGAAGUGCUUCUACUGAUGAAGUACUUGCCGUACUUGUAAUUGCAAACGUUAACCCAUUUUUGGUUGAAAAUGUAGGUGCCCCAGUUUCUGUUUGGAAACUUGGAGGGCCUAUUCAGCUUGAGAAGGGUGAUGUUCCUGGGGCACGUCAGGAAAACAGGCAAGGAAAGGAGAGCUGGUCUUGUGAUAGUGAGCAUGACUCGUCCCCUCUGCUAAGCAGGAUCCACCUUGGUUUGCAUUUUGAUGGGUGGUACAUGUGCACACUGAAAUAUAUCCCCCUUAGGGGAUGGGGCCGGAGCUCCCUGGAAGAGCAUCUGCUUUGUAUGAUGGGAGUUGUCCAACAAUGUCUUGGCUUGGCCAUCCCUGCCCUAAACCCUAAACUAAAUCCAUCCCUGCCCUAAACAAUGCUCAGGAAGCGAACUUGUCCCCUUUUUGCUUGAAAAAAGUAUGUCUGUUGGAUAAGAAGAGCUAACUUUGCCCUUGCAAAAUGGCCAUUAUUUUAUAUACUCUUUAUAGUUCUAAAACAAGUGUGUGUGUGUGUGUGUGUGUGUGUUUUUAUAGAUAACAAAUAAAUUGGAUGUUAACAAGUGAGGUUUGGUAUUGAGCUACCAGCUGUGCUUUCUUAAUCUUGUUUGUUAUAAGAUCCCUUCUCUGCUUGCUCAGAAGCUAUAUUCAGGAUCUUUAAAAAACAAAAACAAAAAAAACACGUUAUCUUGGAACAUGUUAAUAUUUUGUGUUCGGCAUGGGAAAAGCUUUCUGUGUGGAAGUACUUAUCAGGAAAGGUUGGGAUGUGUGUGUAACUUUGUUUUUAUUGUUAAGAAGCGAGCGUCAUUGCUUCAUUUUAGAGGUUAACCUACUUUAAUGUCAAAACACUGUAAUUAUCUGGAGUUCUUGCUUGAGUUAAGCUCCCAGCGAGUGGAUGCUGGCCUAUUUUUUUUUUUAAAAAAGAUGCUGGAUAUGUUUGAAUUUGAAGGUUAUUUUAGGGUAUGCGUGUAUGAUAACCAAAUAAUUGUGUUCUGUGGGGGAGGGUGUUGUUGGUUUCUGUCCCUCCACCAUUACCCUCUUCUGUGCAUUUGUUAGAAUCCCCAGAAGGCCCAGUGGUAUUAUUUUAAGUCUCCAGUCCUCAAGAUAACUGUUGGUCUCGGAGACAAGUUUGUAACCCAGGGGUUGGCAACCUUGGCUUCUCCAGCUGUUGUUGAACAUCAUCCCAUCAUCCCCUGUAGUGCAUCAACAGCUGGGGAGCUAAGGCUGCCUACCCUUGCUCUAGCUCUUGGAGAAAUUAGAAGUUGUGAGAACCGUAAUUUAAGAAAAGGUUAAAAAAAGAGACUCCAGUUACCUAUGCUGUUCUGAAAUGAGUGAGUCUGCCAGGAAGGGUUGGGGAAAAUACUUGAAAUUACUUGCAUUGUUUAGGUGUCCAGGUGACAAGGCAUCUGGGUUUUUCCUACUCCUCCAAAUAUCCUUUUGUUUGUUUUCUAAAGUCGUCUUCAACUUUUUUGGGUUUGGGGGAUAGCAACUUUAAAAGAAGAAUAUUGUAGGCCAAGUGUUUGUAAUCUGCUCUGUAGCCUUAUUGAAAUCAAGUCAUCCUCUAGGGUAACAAUUGAGGAACUUUGUCUGGAUGUUGGCCAGGAUCUUUAGUUCUCACAUUUGGAAUAGCCAUAUAAUUUUUUUAAAAUUCACACUAGGAAGCAAAUGUCAACGUCAGGGUAAAAGAAGUUGUUCAUUCUGCUGCCAUUGUCUAGUAGCAACGCACUGCAGACUGAUUUACUCGGUUCUCUUGAGAUGAGAAACUUGAUCAGGGCAAAUCUGAGCCUAAAGGCAGCAGAAAGGAGCUUCUGGAUAAGUAGAGGCUACCUUCUGGGAUGAAAAGAGCAACGCCGCUGUCAGAUAUGCAGAACUCUGUGGAGUCUGGAGUUUGCCACAAGUGCUUAGCCUGAAAUACUGGGCAAGAGGAGGUUGAGAUGCCCGUCGAUUUAUCAAUUUCUAGUGAUUGCCAGUUAGAGCAGACAAUACCAGAACCUUUGUCCAACAAGCUCAGUACUGUCUGCUAGGGCUGAACCUUUACCCCAGUGGCCCCUUGGCCAAAUACGUACAGCAAAUUUAUGGAGACUGAGUCUUUAAUUGGGCAGGAUCACUUCUUUGGUAUCGCAUCAGUCGAGUUUGGUAUCGGUUACUCUGCAGAGAAAUGCAAGGCAGUGUUCUGCCCCAAAGAUUACAGUCUACAUUUCCACACACGUGGGAUGGGGUAAUCACAGGGGAUGGGUGGACCCGCAUAACAUUCUGGAAUGAAUUGAGAUCUAGUAGCCCCAAAUUCUCAAUUGGCAGCACUGGGGCUCAAGUUUUUCACACCCGGCUUCUAGUUCGCAUCUCCUCCGGAAUGGAGGUGUGCGUUCACACACCGGGCCAAAUUUACCCCAAAUUCCCUGCGAGCUGUCGAGGAACACUUCACAGACAAUUUGGUUUUUCACUGCACGUUAGAGGAUUGAUUAAGUGCCGUCAAGUCAGUGUUGACUCUUAGCGACCACAUCGAUAGAUUCUCUCCAGGAUGAUCUGUCUUCCACUUGGCCUUUCAGGUCUCUCCGUGGUGCAUCCACUACUGUUGUAUGUUCGAGUAUAGCCAGACUUAUAUCCAGGGUUUUUUAAAAAAACAUUAUUAUUUUUUUCAUCUUUUGUGGGGGCAACUUUGAACUCGCAGUAAACCCAUGGUAAAGGCUGCUGUCUGGGAAAGCUCCUGGUGGUAUUUGCUUUUAUUUAUUUAUUGUGCAUGAGUUAUGAACUGUUGACAAGUAUAAAACAAUGAGGUGUUUUUAAAAGUCUCCUAUAAAUACUCCUCUGGAGAACUGAAUGUUGAGGCUGCCUUCUCGAAAGUCUCCAGAAACUAUGCAGUUGACACCUAGAAAAUAUGUCUGAGCAAUCUAGGUACAUACAAAACAAACCAGAUGUAACUCUUUCAGUGUUCCCUCUAACAGGGAAUUGCAGAUGUUGUUCAUCACUCCCAGCCAAAGGCCGUCGCAGCAGGGCAUGCUGGGAGUUGUAGUCAACAACAUCUGGAAUUCCGUUAGAGGGAAUGCUGAAUUCUUUAACCAUUUUAAACUUCGUAUUUAAAUAACUCCAACCACUUAUAACUUAAAUAUAAACCACUUGUAAUGGGUAUGUUCCUUGGUGGGGGGGAGGUUUUUCCCCUGUUCAAACUUUCACAAGUUGGUGAUGUGCCAAAGAUUUAUCCCCCACCCCCUCUUUUUGCAAGUGCAGUAAAGAUUUAUCAGUAAUUUAUUCCACCCACACCCACACACACUUUAUUUCUGCCAUAUUUUGAGAAGGGCUAAUGGUAGGUUGAUACGAUUCUGUGGUGCACACUGUCUGAUUUGAGCUGGUUUGUGAGGGGUUUUUUAAAACUGCAUUUCUCUGAAGAACUUGUACCUACUCUUGUUUGGAAAUAAUUGCUAAGAUGACUAAAAAUGAAACUAGAAAAUUAAAAUUAUUUUUCCAGUUUA